Mercenaria mercenaria is the source of this 1451-nucleotide messenger RNA. Its product is annotated as C-type lectin domain family 6 member A-like. The transcript has 4 exons. The coding region runs from base 39 to 782 and encodes 247 amino acids. The record is from RefSeq and is a predicted model, not a curated record. Lineage: Eukaryota; Metazoa; Mollusca; Bivalvia; Venerida; Veneridae.
UAUAUAACAAAACAUGAUAAAAUAAGAGCAGAUAAAUUAUGGAAUACAAAAGGAGGCGACAAAUUUGUGUUAAAUUGUUUAUUUACGCAUCAAUUUAUGAAGUGCUAAGAUGCACGGAGGGUACUAAAGUAAUACAAAUGGCAAACUUCCGGCGACAGACAGCGUUGGAUGGCCGUACUUGUUACGCCGAAGAUAUUCUUUUUGCCGUUGACGUUCUUAGCAAGUUACAGUGUGGGAAAGCAUGCCUGGAUACAUGCUCUUGUGUAACAAUAUUCUAUGAUUCUACUGCAAGAAAGUGUUACGGAUGUAACGUGUUUUAUUACGUCACGAGCCCGCCACCCAUCUCUUCCGGUAACGUGCAUUACCAGUUUUAUCCUUCUUGUGACGCAGGUUGGACGGGAUUCAUGAGGUCUUGCUACAAGCUCACCGUUAAAGGCUCUUUCUUCAACGGGGCGAGCCAAUGCGAAGCUGAUGGGGGCCAUGCUGUGUAUAUAGAAUCUGCAGCAGAAAACGAGUUUAUCAAAGAACUUGCAGUGCUGGAUACAAAUGCUGAUACAUGGAGCUGGUAUAUAGGCGUGACCGACUGUGAAGUUGAAAAUGUAUGGAAGUACUACGGAAGUGACGUCACUGCAGAUUACUUGGACUUCCGGUCGCCUGCUCCCAACAGUUUUCCGGGUACCUGUUGUGUAGUGCUGUAUUCAGGAUUUGAUUACCAGUGGUCGGACUUUGCAUGCGAUCGGCCUGUUUAUCCGUGGUCAACAAUAUGUGAAAUUGAUGUGUAGUACUGAUAGGAAAACGACUUUUUCAUUCACUAGUUUGCAAAUAUAUGAGCAUGUAUAUAUGCAUUUCUAAUGACACUCGAUAUGUAUAUACCGGUACACCACAGCUUUUGUUAUUUGAAUUACUAUUGUUACAGGUAAACUCUUUUGGAAAUGCUUGCUUCAUGCAUGAAAGACAGAUCAACAUUGGUAAACAGUCGAACAAUUGAAUGAUUUUUUAAGACAUCGACCAUUUAUGAUUUAAGAAAAAGCUACAAAAGUUUAUAAUUGUUUCUCUAGUAUUCAUUUAAAAAGGGAAAAUCAUAAUAAAUAAUAAGUAGCUUACCUGUCAUUAAAAGAAAGAAAAGAUAUUUUAUUGAUUUACGCCGCUAUUGUUUUUUGUUUUUUUUUGUUUUUGUUUUAGCUUGUUUUCUUGUGUGAUGGAGUGUAAUCAUAUGGUUGAAUGUUUGAAAAAGAAUAAUAAUAAAAAAUAUCCCUUGUGUUAGCUGAUUUCUGCCAUUUCAUGUUUUUGUCUUCGCCCUGAAGACACGAAUAAAAGAAGACAGAAAAAGACGAAACAUUGACUGAAAGUUUCAGUUGUUUGUCAUGUCUUGCUGUCUCAGAGUGCGGGGCGGAGACCCGAAUGUACGAAAUAUUGUAGCCUAAGAACAAAAAAUUUACAGGCGGGCGCAA